UGGUUUAAAUGAAAUCACUUUGUAAAGAUAAACAAAGCCAAGAACGUUUAAAUAACCCGCAAGACAUUAUUUCACAUUAUUCGUGUUGGUAGAUUACGAAAAGAACGUUUCCACGAUGAAAUCUUUAAUGUUAGUUCUUGUACUGACUGCAGUUGUAUGCGUUUCUCAUGGCCAAAAAUCGCAUUCACGGCGCGAAACUAAACUUACAAAAAGGAAUAAGUUUUUACCAAAGCAGCACUUGGAAGAGUAUUGUGUUGAAAAUGUUUGCAACGGAACGGACAACUAUCCAGCAAAGUACAUCAGCAAACUGUUGAUGAAGAGCAAGGGUUAUCAAGGUUACAAUGGAACUGUAAUCGAAUUAGUGGAGAACAUUGGUAUUCAAUCUAGAAUUAACUACGACGUCGAAAAGAAUAUGUGCACUACAAGAGAGACUUUGAUGUACCCGAGGAAAGCUAUGAAUUUGGAUAUGCAAUGGAAAUUCAUUGUCCAAGAUGAACAGUAUAUGAGACAGGCCGUGCAUUUCGAAGCUUGUUCGCAGAAAGCGAAAUGUUUCGCGGAUUCUUUUAUUCCCAAUGACUAUAAAACCUACUGCAAAACUAAGAGGAUUGCCAUCAGACUUCUCGCGUUGACGGAAAACGGACAGAUCAACAUAGAUUACUUCCAAAUGCCAGCCGGUUGUGUCUGCUCGUACAAAACCAUGAAAGUCACCAAUAAAGAAUAUAAAAAUUAUAAUUAUUAAAAUAAUUGCAAUUAUUAAAAAAAAAAUGAAAUUAAUUUAAUUAUUUGUUGUACCAUUACU
Nicrophorus vespilloides is the source of this 799-nucleotide messenger RNA. RefSeq lists its product as uncharacterized. Lineage: Eukaryota; Metazoa; Arthropoda; Insecta; Coleoptera; Silphidae. Gene Ontology annotation, cellular component: extracellular region. The transcript is spliced from 3 exons. Gene Ontology annotation, molecular function: Toll binding; growth factor activity. The record is from RefSeq and is a predicted model, not a curated record. Bases 116 to 739 code for a protein of 207 amino acids. Gene Ontology annotation, biological process: regulation of Toll signaling pathway; central nervous system formation; innate immune response.